This is a messenger RNA of Glossina fuscipes, 1976 nucleotides long. It is a transcript of the gene Srp68, whose product is annotated as signal recognition particle subunit SRP68. NCBI's taxonomy places the organism in Eukaryota, Metazoa, Arthropoda, Insecta, Diptera, Glossinidae. Gene Ontology annotation, biological process: SRP-dependent cotranslational protein targeting to membrane. The transcript has 3 exons. The record is from RefSeq and is a predicted model, not a curated record. Gene Ontology annotation, molecular function: signal recognition particle binding; 7S RNA binding; endoplasmic reticulum signal sequence receptor activity. Bases 58 to 1863 code for a protein of 601 amino acids. Gene Ontology annotation, cellular component: signal recognition particle, endoplasmic reticulum targeting.
GUAGAGAGUUUUAAGACUAUUUUUUUUUGUAUAAUUGAAUAAAGUUAAUUUAAAAUCAUGGCUGAUGAGGUUAAUAAUAAUGGUAACCUGGAGAAAUCCGAAAGUAAUCAAGGAUUAACGAAUCAAUCAGCGGAACCGAUUAGAGUGUUCAGAAUUGAAGUACUGCAUAUGAUUAAGGAAGCUCAACAACAGCAUGGUUUACGUCAUGGCGAUUAUCAGCGGUACCGUGGAUAUUGUUCCCGACGUAUACGGCGUUUGCGAAAAGCGCUUAAGUUCCCUCAGGGCGAUAAAAGGCAUUUCAAGCGUCGCGAUGUCACGUUUGCUGAACUGACGGGGAAGCGCGCUGAUGAACGUUUCAUUUAUAUACCUCUUAUAAGUGCCGAGAGAGCAUGGUCCUACGCUAUGCAGUUGAAACAAGAAGCGAACACUGAGCCCCGGAAGCGGUUUCACUUAAUAAGCAAGUUAAGAAAAGCUUGUGGAUAUGCGUUACAGCUGCAGGAAUUGUGCACGUUGGAAAUUUUUGACGCACGAACGAAGUUAGAGUGUGAAGCGUAUGUUGCGUGGAUGCACGGCACGCUGCACUUUGAAUUGCAGUCGUGGAAAACAGCUGGGGAACAUUUGAAACGUGCUCAAGUGGUGUACGAAAAUUUAGCUAAGGCUCUACCGGACGAUGAGCAGGAGUUAUAUAAGGCGAAAGUAAAUGAAUUUACUCCAAAUUUACGCUAUUGCGCUUACAAUAUCAGUGGCGGCACUAUGGGCGGUAACAUGGAUGAUUUGCUAGAAAUGAGAGCACAAGGCCUGCUAGAGAAUUUAGAUGCUUUAGUAAAUCAAACAAAAUCCGAAAGCAGUGAUGGUUUGCAAACCAUCGAGUGGCGCGGGCGUAAAGUUACUGUUCGUCCCGAAAAGGUUCGUUUAUUCCUUCUUAGCGCUCAGGAGUUGGAUAAAGGUCUUGAAAAAACCACAAAAAUUGAUGCCAAAAUUGAACUGAUUGAACGUACUUUAAUGGAUUGUAAGGAUGCCAUUCAAUCCGUUAAGGAUGAAAUUAAACAGGAUCCAAAACUACGUUCCUUGACUACUGGUCAACCCGUUUCUGGAGUUCAAUAUUUGUUGGCUUAUUUAUCGUACAUACGGCUUAAUCGUACACUACAGCGUAACCUAUGCUUAGUUGAGCAGGCAAAAGCCAAUUUUGAUGAUCCAAAUCAAAAAUCUCAAAUCGCUUUGGAUGGGAAAAGGGUGCGUUCUCAGGAUUUGGCACGUUUGUAUGAAAUCAUAUUGCAAAAUGUUAGCGAAAUGCAACAGAUUUUGGGCAUGGAAGAUCAUACCACGUAUCAACGUGAAAUUGAAAACUUGGCCUUAACGUUCAAGGCGUUCCGCUGUUAUUACAUCGCGCUCACCUUAAUCGACAUGAAAAAGUGGAAAGAGGCAGUUGCUCUCUACGAGCGUGCUUCAAAAUAUGCGACAGAGGCUUUGAAGGGUCCGUUCUGUGACAAUUUUAAUAUGUUAGAUGACCUUGAAAAGCUUGUAAUUACCAUUGACGGGUGCAAAUUUUCGGCACAUGCUUAUAGUGUACUUGAAAAUGAUAAUUACGAUGAUCCAAUAUUUACAUCCAAAUCGCAAAAAUCUUCCAAACCAUUAUUCGAACGAUUAUCUCAAUAUAAAGAGGAUCAAUCGCUAUUCACAAAGAAUCCUAAUGUUUUCAAAUUAACUCCCGAAAUGGAAGCCAUACCUUGUAAGCCCCUAUUCUUUGACUUGGCCUUGAACUAUGUGGAACUACCAUCGUUAGAAGAAAAACUGCAAGCACCCGAUAAAAAGGGCAUAUCUGGUUUCGUGAAAGGCUUUCUAGGAUGGGGUGGAAACAAGUAAAUUUUCGUAAUCUAUACAAAGUUGUAUUAACAAUUUUUUUUACUUAUCGCAAUAAAUAAACACUUUUUUUUUUUUAUUUGUAACUUGUACACAGCUGCACGGAGUAUAUGUAG